Chenopodium quinoa (quinoa) is the source of this 918-nucleotide messenger RNA. RefSeq lists its product as uncharacterized. The transcript has a single exon. The record is from RefSeq and is a predicted model, not a curated record. Bases 1 to 918 code for a protein of 305 amino acids. NCBI's taxonomy places the organism in Eukaryota, Viridiplantae, Streptophyta, Magnoliopsida, Caryophyllales, Amaranthaceae.
AUGGAUGCUUUUGUGAGUAGAAACAAACCUGGAGUUCAAACAACACUUAAUCAGAAAUAUAAAAAGGAAGAAAGAGAAGAAGUUUGUCAACAAAUAGCUCAUUUUUUUUACACUAGUGCAAUUCCAUUCAAUGUCGUUAACAAUCCCGAAUUUCCUAUCAUGGUUGAAAAAAUUGCAAAGUAUGGGAUUGGACUUAAACCACCAAGCUAUCAUGAAAUAAGGGUGAGAUUUUUGAGUAAAGAAGUGAAAAAUGUAGUGACCAUGCUUGAGGAGUUCAAAGAAGAAUGGAAAAAAACAGGUUGCACCAUUAUGUCAGAUGGAUGGAGUGAUAGAAAAAGACGCUCCAUUUGUAAUUUCUUAGUGAAUAGCCCUAAGGGGUCUGUGUUCUUAUCUUCAAUUGAUACAUCUGAGAUCUCUAAAACAGCUGACAAAGUUCUUGAAAUGUUAGAUGCGGUUGUAGAAAAGGUUGGUGAAGAGAAUGUUGUGGAAGUUGUCAUAGAUAAUGCUGCAAACUACAAAGCUGCUGGAGAAAAAUUGAUGGAGAAAAGGACUAAAUUAUUUUGGACGCCAUGUGCUGCUCACUAUAUUGAUCUAAUGCUUGAGGAUUUUGAUAAGAAGAUUAAGGUCCAUAGUGUUACCAUCGGUAAGGCUAGGAAGAUAACAACUUACAUAUACUCUAGAAUCAUACUCCUCACUUGGAUGAAAGAGUUUACCAAAGAUAGAGAGCUUAUUAGACCUGGUGUCACACGAUUUGCUACAUCUUACCUGACAUUGAGGUGCUUAAAUGAGCAUAAAGGAUCAUUACUUGCUUGUUUUCAUCUAAUAAAUGGAUAUCAAGUAAGUUUUCUAAAUCUGUUGAAGGGAAAAAAGUUUAGAGAAUUGUCUUGGAUACCAGGGGAUUUUGGCAGAGUGUUAUAA